Messenger RNA from Ruditapes philippinarum (Manila clam), 1725 nucleotides. RefSeq names its product E3 ubiquitin-protein ligase Midline-1-like. Gene Ontology annotation, molecular function: ubiquitin-protein transferase activity; zinc ion binding. The record is from RefSeq and is a predicted model, not a curated record. Bases 1 to 1725 code for a protein of 574 amino acids. Gene Ontology annotation, biological process: positive regulation of DNA-templated transcription. Lineage: Eukaryota; Metazoa; Mollusca; Bivalvia; Venerida; Veneridae. The transcript has a single exon. Gene Ontology annotation, cellular component: nucleoplasm; chromatin.
AUGGAGGUAUCUGGGAAAAUAACUGAGGACACAACGCAGAUCCCGCAAUUAUACUGUCAUCCAUGCGACCAAGACGGAUUGAAGGCGUCGGCUCAUGGCUAUUGUCAAGACUGUCAGGAGCACCUCUGCAAAACUUGCUUUGAACACCAUACAAGGCCAAAGCCAUGUAGGAAUCACAUUUUGCUGGACAAAGACGCAAUGCCAAUGCAGCCAAUUACCGUUGACAUUAACGUGGAUCCCAUAACGGACACAUGUACUAAGCAUAGGGAUAAACAACUGGAUUUCUACUGUAACAAUCAUGAAGUUGUAGUAUGUUACGUUUGUGCUACACUUGAACAUAAACAAUGUAAAGUGGACUAUAUUCCUGAUGUUUCAGGAAGCGUGUCCGACGAGCUAAAACAAUUGACUACAAAGAUGGAUGAGUUGGUCAAGAAGUUUGAAUCAAACAUCAGACGGGCUGAGACUGCGACAAAACAUAUCGAUGAAAGUCAUGGAAAAGUCGUUGAAGAAAUAAAGCUUUUCAGGAAAGAAAUAAACGUAUAUUUGGAUCAGAUGGAGUCAGUAAUGUUACAAGAAGCCGAGAAUCUUACUACCACAGCAAAACUUAAACUCAAGAAUGUGCAAGUUGUAUGCGGAGAGAUCGCUGAGGAAGUGAAGCGUUCACAGUCAGUUUUAAAUGCUUUAAGUAAAGAAAACAAACACAAUAAGCUUUUUAUUGAAAUGAAGAAUGUCGGAUCCGUUAUGACAACACUUGAAGACAAAGGAAAACGCACUAUCGGAGACAACAGAGCAGAUGAUGACAUCAAAUUUGUCCGAAACGAAAAGAUACUUGAACAGUUGAAGAUUGCAAAAAACUUUGGAACUUCUUUAACAUAUGAAGCACCCUCAGCAGAUAAGAAAUUGGAAGUACAAUAUGAAAAAUCAUACGACAUGACAUUAAAAUCUGAAAGUCGAUGCAAUAUCGUUGGAAUGGCAAUGAUUUCUGACACACGAAUGCUCGUGGCUGAUAAUAACAAUAAAACUAUUAAAAUGAUUAAUGCAGACACGGGAAAGCUGGUAUCAAAGAUUACUCUGCCUUCGAGACCAAAUGAUAUUAUAAACCUUCUAGACAAUAAAUUUGCAGUCGCCAUACCUAGUAAAAAGUGUAUACAGAUGAUGUCUUACAAUGACUCAACUUUGUAUUUACAUCAUCGAAUAGAUGUUGGAGAACAGUGUAAGUGUGUAGCUUAUGGUCAAGGUAAGCUAGUAGUCGGCUGUGGUAGUGGCACAAGAAAGCUUGUUAUUUUAGAUACAACAGGAAAUAUGACACAGGUGUUUGAUACCCCUGGAUUCUUUGAUUCACCUGAAAAGAUUGUUAUCAGUAGUGAUGAGAAAUUCAUGUAUGUAACCAAUUACAAGGUCGUAUAUGCUGGAAAGUGUACAAAAAUGGACUGGCAAGGUACUGUUGUACAAAUGUACGAGGAUCAGAAAUAUGUGUUCCCAACGGGAAUUCAAGAGUUAGAAGAUGGAACGCUGCUGGUGUGCUACAAGAACAGUCAAUGCAUUGAAAGACUGUCGAGCAGCUUCAAGAAAUGUGAGGUCGUCGGAUUAGAGGAAGCACACGUUUAUUACCCCUAUGCUGUAACAUAUAGUGAAAAAGAUCACAGACUGUUUAUAAGUUGUUCUUCCUCGAUGUUCUUAAAUGGAAAUGACACAAUCAAGGUAUUCAAUGUAAGAUGGAAUUAG